GCUGCCUCCUCUUGCCAUCGGCGUCUCCCGCGGGCCGUAAAAGCUGCUAGAGCGCUGCCCGGCCAGGAACGCACUGGCUAGCGAGGACCGCCAGCCCGCCGCGCGCAUCGACCGCGGACGGGCAGCCCCUGCGUUCGAAGCAACCAUGUCCCAGGAGGAGGAGUACGAGGAGGACUUCGCCGCCAAGUACGACGGCGUCUUCGCGGGCGAGGCCGACGGCGACGACGACGAGAGCGAGGGCGACGAGGAGGACUACGGCGACGAGUUCGAGGGCGCCGAGCCCGCCAUGCCGGACCCGCGCGCCGAAGACGGCAGCAUGGGGUCCGGGCGCCCCGGGGCCGCCGACGACGGCAGCAUGGGCAGCGGGCGGCCCGGCGCCGCCGUCGGACGAGAUCGAGGCGGCGAGGCGCCGACGGACGCCUACGGCCGGCCGAUGUCGCGGCAGUCGCCGCCCGGGACGAGGGACGGCGGCUUCGACCCCGAGGCGUCGCGCCUGAACCGGCAGUUGCGGAGGCAGCUCGAGGCCUUCCAGGACGAGAACGAGCAGCUGCGCGAGCAGCUCGACGCCUUGCAACGAAAAGAAGCCGACCGGAGGGCGGCGCGCGUCGCCCGCCACGAGUUCAGCACGACGCAGCUCCAGGACGAGAUCUACGACCUGUCGACGAAGAUCGUGGGCGAGGGCGAGAAGAACCGGUUGCUGGCCGAGACGCUGACCAAGGUGACGGCCGAGCGGGAUACGUUAGUGGCGGACGCCGAGUCGACCAAAAAGUAUCUGGUCGGCCGCAUCUCCCGGGGCGAGAAGACGACCGACGCGUACAAGAACGUCACGACGCUCCAAUUGGUCGAGCUGCGCGAACGGAGCAUGGAGCUCGAGGGGCGCCAGUCGAAGACCAUCAUCUCGAAGCGGAGCGUCGCCUCCGAGGAGCCGUCCGAGGCGCCGCCGGCGUCGUCGGAACCGACGCCCGAGGGCAACGAGGCCGUCGCGGCGGCCAUCAAGCGCCUCGAGGGGGAGAUCGCGAAGCUGCGCGGGAAGUUGCGCCACUCGGAGGACGAGAAGACGUCGCUCCGCGCCGAACUGCGCGGCGCGCUCGCCGCGGGCGACGACGUCCGCGCGCUGAAGCACAAGGCGACGGAGCUGUUGGCAAGGGGCAAGGCCGAGAAGGACCAGCGCCAGAAGGCCGAGGCCGAGGCGAAGCUGACGGGCAAGAAGGUCGCGGCGCUCUCGGACCACGUCGAGAAGUUGAUGGUCCACCUGAAGCACGAGGUGGGCGCGAAGGCGCAGGUCACGGACCAGUUGCGCCGGGCCGAGAAGGACCUGGACACGGCGAAACUAAGAUCGAGGACGCUCGCGCGCCGGAAUAAUGCAAGAGAGAAGUUCGUGCUGGAGCUCAAGGAAGGCUCUAAAAUUCUGGAAGACCAACUGAAGCUCAUGGACCGGCGCUAUCUUGAGUUAAGGGCGAAGCUCGACUGGACGCGGCAGCACGCGGAGACGCAGGUCAAGCGCGCGAAGAAGGCGGCCUCCACCUUACGAGCGAAGUGGGCGCUGGCCACGAACUCGUCCCAGGGCUUGUUGGACGAGGUCCAGCUGCCCGCGCCGGGCACGCUCACGCAGCAGAGCCACUUCCCACCAGAGACGAUCGACACGGGGACGAAAAAGUCCGUGCACUUCUAAAGUACC
Molecule: messenger RNA, 1678 nt
Organism: Pelagomonas calceolata
Lineage: Eukaryota; Pelagophyceae; Pelagomonadales; Pelagomonadaceae
Source: the annotation of a GenBank genome assembly